AUGAUAUUAUUAUCCGAUAUGUCCUUCUCACCCCCCAUUUCUCGUGCAGACGACAUGGCAGGAUUUCACAUACCCGGGGACCCGUACUUUCCCAAUCAGGGAAAUGCUGGAUGGAUCGAGGAAGAGCCCGAGCAACAAAUCGAAGAGGACCCCGAGGAGGAUCCCAAAGAGGAUCCCGAGGAGGAUCCCGAGGAGGAAUCCGAGGAAGAGCAAGAAGAAGAGGAGGAAGACGAAGAAGAAGAAGAGGAAGACGAUGAUAUAGUCAUGAUUGAGAACGAAAUUGAAGAAGAACUGGAAGUAUUCAACCCUCCUUACAUCGCGAGGGUACCCGCACACCGCUUUGGAUACAAUGGACCUGAGCCCCGUUGGGUAACGACGAUCGAAAGGUGGAGCCGACAACAACGCCAACGGUCACCAUAUGGCGACCAACGAGGUUAUUAUGACCUCAUCCAUGGUGGACCGGCUGAUAGAGACCUCCUCGUCAUGACUCAGCGAAUAGCAAGUAUGGAUGAUCAUGGUAGGACGACGACCAAUCAGGUCAGGGAGCUAAGUACCAUCGUAGAGUCUACCACUGCUCGCACCAGAGAUUUGGAACGAGACUCCCACUACAGAGACCAACUCAUUCAAGACCUUCUCGCUGCUCGAUCUGAAGCAAGGGAGUAUCGGGAAAGAUACAUGGUGCUCGAAGAGAGAAUGGUCGCAGCCGAACGGAGAUUGGUAGAACUACAGGGCGCAUCGACAUCAUCCCAGGCUCCAUCAGGGAAGGAUCGUCGUGAUUAG
This is a messenger RNA of Lactuca sativa (garden lettuce), 780 nucleotides long. The record is from RefSeq and is a predicted model, not a curated record. NCBI's taxonomy places the organism in Eukaryota, Viridiplantae, Streptophyta, Magnoliopsida, Asterales, Asteraceae.